AGAGCAUCUUUUGGGGGGAGGGAAUUCAGCGGAUCAGUCUUAAGAGGAGCUUUUUUUUGGAGCGAGAAAUCAUAUAAAAUAAAAUGAAAUAAAACAAGGAGGAAGGCAACCAGCUGUUAGGGGAAAAAUAAGGCAGAUAAAGGAGCGGGGAGAGAAAUUAAUUGCCAACCAGGAGGAGUUGGGCUGUAUUUUUCAAAGGUGGGGAGAGUGGAGCACACACCUUGAGGAGGAAAGCGAGAAAGAAAAGAAAAAAGCAAGUGGAAAGGGGGGCUCGCCCAAGAAGGGUGAAGAAGCGAAGAAAGUCGAGGCGCCGAGGCUCCCAAAGCUGGCAGCUCCGGGUGGCGGUGCAGGGGCGAAGGGGGGGCGGGGGGAACCGUCGGACAUGCGGCUCUGGAGUUGGGUGCUGCACCUGGGGCUGCUGAGCGCCGCGCUGGGCUGCGGGCUGGCCGAGCGUCCCCGCCGGGCCCGGAGAGACCCGCGGGCCGGCCGACCCCCGCGCCCCGCCGCCGGCCCGGCCACCUGCGCCACCCGGGCGGCCCGCGGCCGCCGCGCCUCGCCGCCGCCGCCGCCGCCGCCGGGCGGUGCCUGGGAAGCCGUGCGCGUCCCCCGGCGGCGGCAGCAGCGGGAGGCGAGGGGCGCCACCGAGGAGCCGAGCCCGCCGAGCCGGGCGCUCUAUUUCAGCGGGCGAGGCGAGCAGCUGCGCCUCCGGGCCGACCUCGAGCUGCCCCGGGACGCGUUCACGCUGCAAGUGUGGCUGCGAGCGGAGGGGGGCCAGAGGUCUCCGGCAGUGAUCACAGGGCUGUAUGACAAAUGUUCUUAUAUCUCACGUGACCGAGGAUGGGUCGUGGGCAUUCACACCAUCAGUGACCAAGACAACAAAGACCCACGCUACUUUUUCUCCUUGAAGACAGACCGAGCCCGGCAAGUGACCACCAUCAAUGCCCACCGCAGCUACCUCCCAGGCCAGUGGGUAUACCUAGCUGCCACCUAUGAUGGGCAGUUCAUGAAGCUCUAUGUGAAUGGUGCCCAGGUGGCCACCUCUGGGGAACAAGUGGGUGGCAUAUUCAGCCCACUGACCCAGAAGUGCAAAGUGCUCAUGUUAGGGGGCAGUGCCCUGAAUCACAACUACCGGGGCUACAUCGAGCACUUCAGUCUGUGGAAGGUGGCCAGGACUCAGCGGGAGAUACUGUCUGACAUGGAAACCCAUGGCGCCCACACUGCUCUACCUCAGCUCCUCCUCCAGGAGAACUGGGACAAUGUGAAGCAUGCCUGGUCCCCCAUGAAGGAUGGCAGCAGCCCCAAAGUGGAAUUCAGCAAUGCCCACGGCUUUCUGCUGGACACGAGUCUGGAGCCUCCUCUGUGCGGACAGACAUUGUGUGACAACACAGAGGUCAUUGCCAGCUACAAUCAGCUCUCAAGUUUCCGCCAGCCCAAGGUGGUGCGCUACCGCGUGGUCAACCUCUAUGAAGAUGAUCAUAAGAACCCGACGGUGACGCGCGAGCAGGUGGACUUCCAGCACCAUCAGCUGGCUGAGGCCUUCAAGCAAUACAACAUCUCCUGGGAGCUGGACGUGCUGGAGGUGAGCAACUCCUCCCUUCGCCGCCGCCUCAUCCUGGCCAACUGUGACAUCAGCAAGAUUGGGGAUGAGAACUGUGACCCCGAGUGCAACCACACGCUGACGGGCCACGACGGCGGGGAUUGCCGCCACCUGCGCCACCCUGCCUUCGUGAAGAAGCAGCACAACGGGGUGUGUGACAUGGACUGCAACUAUGAACGGUUCAACUUUGAUGGUGGAGAGUGCUGUGACCCUGAAAUCACCAAUGUCACUCAGACUUGCUUUGACCCCGACUCUCCACACAGAGCCUACUUGGAUGUUAAUGAGCUGAAGAACAUUCUUAAAUUGGAUGGAUCAACACAUCUCAAUAUUUUCUUUGCAAAAUCCUCAGAGGAGGAGUUGGCAGGAGUAGCAACUUGGCCAUGGGACAAGGAGGCCCUGAUGCACUUAGGUGGCAUUGUCUUGAACCCAUCUUUCUAUGGCAUGCCUGGGCACACCCACACCAUGAUCCAUGAGAUUGGUCACAGCCUGGGCCUCUAUCACGUCUUCCGAGGCAUCUCAGAAAUCCAGUCCUGCAGUGACCCCUGCAUGGAGACAGAGCCCUCCUUCGAGACUGGAGACCUCUGCAAUGAUACCAACCCAGCCCCUAAACACAAGUCCUGUGGUGACCCAGGGCCAGGAAAUGACACCUGUGGCUUUCAUAGCUUCUUCAACACUCCUUACAACAACUUCAUGAGCUAUGCAGAUGACGACUGUACGGACUCCUUCACGCCCAAUCAAGUCGCCAGAAUGCACUGUUACCUGGACCUGGUCUACCAGGGCUGGCAGCCCUCCAGGAAACCAGCGCCUGUUGCCCUCGCCCCCCAAGUUCUGGGCCACACAACGGACUCUGUGACACUGGAGUGGUUCCCACCUAUAGAUGGCCAUUUCUUUGAAAGAGAAUUGGGAUCAGCAUGUCAUCUUUGCCUGGAAGGGAGAAUCCUGGUGCAGUAUGCUUCCAACGCUUCCUCCCCAAUGCCCUGCAGCCCAUCAGGACACUGGAGCCCUCGUGAAGCAGAAGGUCAUCCUGAUGUUGAACAGCCCUGUAAGUCCAGUGUCCGCACCUGGAGCCCAAAUUCAGCUGUCAACCCACACACGGUUCCUCCAGCCUGCCCUGAGCCUCAAGGCUGCUACCUCGAGCUGGAGUUCCUCUACCCCUUGGUCCCUGAGUCUCUGACCAUUUGGGUGACCUUUGUCUCCACUGACUGGGACUCUAGUGGAGCUGUCAAUGACAUCAAACUGUUGGCUGUCAGUGGGAAGAACAUCUCCCUGGGUCCUCAGAAUGUCUUCUGUGAUGUCCCACUGACCAUCAGACUCUGGGACGUGGGCGAGGAGGUGUAUGGCAUCCAAAUCUACACGCUGGAUGAGCACCUGGAGAUCGAUGCUGCCAUGUUGACCUCCACUGCAGACACCCCACUCUGUCUACAGUGUAAGCCCCUGAAGUAUAAGGUGGUCCGGGACCCUCCUCUCCAGAUGGAUGUGGCCUCCAUCCUACAUCUCAAUAGGAAAUUCGUAGACAUGGAUCUAAAUCUUGGCAGUGUGUACCAGUAUUGGGUCAUAACUAUUUCAGGAACUGAAGAGAGUGAGCCAUCACCUGCUGUCACAUACAUCCAUGGAAGUGGGUACUGUGGCGAUGGCAUUAUACAAAAAGACCAAGGUGAACAAUGCGACGACAUGAAUAAGAUCAAUGGUGAUGGCUGCUCCCUUUUCUGCCGACAAGAAGUCUCCUUCAAUUGUAUUGAUGAACCCAGCCGGUGCUAUUUCCAUGAUGGUGAUGGGGUAUGUGAGGAGUUUGAACAAAAAACCAGCAUUAAGGACUGUGGUGUCUACACGCCCCAGGGAUUCCUGGAUCAGUGGGCAUCCAAUGCUUCAGUAUCUCAUCAAGACCAGCAAUGCCCAGGCUGGGUCAUCAUCGGACAGCCAGCAGCAUCCCAGGUGUGUCGAACCAAGGUGAUAGAUCUCAGUGAAGGCAUUUCCCAGCAUGCCUGGUACCCUUGCACCAUCAGCUACCCAUAUUCCCAGCUGGCUCAGACCACUUUUUGGCUCCGGGCGUAUUUUUCUCAACCAAUGGUUGCCGCAGCUGUCAUUGUCCACCUGGUGACGGAUGGGACAUAUUAUGGGGACCAAAAGCAGGAGACCAUCAGCGUGCAGCUGCUUGAUACCAAAGAUCAGAGCCACGAUCUAGGCCUCCAUGUCCUGAGCUGCAGGAACAAUCCCCUGAUUAUCCCUGUGGUCCAUGACCUCAGCCAGCCCUUCUACCACAGCCAGGCGGUACGUGUGAGCUUCAGUUCGCCCCUGGUCGCCAUCUCGGGGGUGGCCCUCCGUUCCUUCGACAACUUUGACCCCGUCACCCUGAGCAGCUGCCAGAGAGGGGAGACCUACAGCCCUGCCGAGCAGAGCUGCGUGCACUUCGCAUGUGAGAAAACUGACUGUCCAGAGCUGGCUGUGGAGAAUGCUUCUCUCAAUUGCUCCAGCAGCGACCGCUACCACGGUGCCCAGUGUACUGUGAGCUGCCGGACAGGCUACGUGCUCCAGAUACGGCGGGAUGAUGAGCUGAUCAAGAGCCAGACGGGACCCAGCGUCACAGUGACCUGUACAGAGGGCAAGUGGAAUAAGCAGGUGGCCUGUGAGCCAGUCGACUGCAGCAUCCCAGAUCACCAUCAAGUCUAUGCUGCCUCCUUCUCCUGCCCUGAGGGCACCACCUUUGGCAGUCAAUGUUCCUUCCAGUGCCGUCACCCUGCACAAUUGAAAGGCAACAACAGCCUCCUGACCUGCAUGGAGGAUGGGCUGUGGUCCUUCCCAGAGGCCCUGUGUGAGCUCAUGUGCCUCGCUCCACCCCCUGUGCCCAAUGCAGACCUCCAGACCGCCCGGUGCCGAGAGAAUAAGCACAAGGUGGGCUCCUUCUGCAAAUACAAAUGCAAGCCUGGAUACCAUGUGCCUGGAUCCUCUCGGAAGUCAAAGAAACGGGCCUUCAAGACUCAGUGUACCCAGGAUGGCAGCUGGCAGGAGGGAGCUUGUGUUCCUGUGACCUGUGACCCACCUCCACCAAAAUUCCAUGGGCUCUACCAGUGUACUAAUGGCUUCCAGUUCAACAGUGAGUGUAGGAUCAAGUGUGAAGACAGUGAUGCCUCCCAGGGACUUGGGAGCAAUGUCAUUCAUUGCCGGAAAGAUGGCACCUGGAACGGCUCCUUCCAUGUCUGCCAGGAGAUGCAAGGCCAGUGCUCGGUUCCAAACGAGCUCAACAGCAACCUCAAACUGCAGUGCCCUGAUGGCUAUGCCAUAGGGUCGGAGUGUGCCACCUCGUGCCUGGACCACAACAGCGAGUCCAUCAUCCUGCCAAUGAACGUGACCGUGCGUGACAUCCCCCACUGGCUGAACCCCACACGGGUAGAGAGAGUUGUCUGCACUGCUGGUCUCAAGUGGUAUCCUCACCCUGCUCUGAUUCACUGUGUCAAAGGCUGUGAGCCCUUCAUGGGAGACAAUUAUUGUGAUGCCAUCAACAACCGAGCCUUUUGCAACUAUGACGGUGGGGAUUGCUGCACCUCCACAGUGAAGACCAAAAAGGUCACCCCAUUCCCUAUGUCCUGUGAUCUACAAGGUGACUGUGCUUGUCGGGACCCCCAGGCCCAAGAACACAGCCGGAAAGACCUCCGGGGAUACAGCCAUGGCUAAGGAAGGACAAGAAGUUGUCAAAGAAUUCCCAACGCCAGGACCCACAUCCCUUUGGUAUUGAUUUCACAGUCAGCUGCUCAACGGAAUGGCCUCUCCACACCAGGGAUCCUUAGCACCCAACCGGUCUGCCUUUAAUUUUACCCAGGAAGGACUCACAUUGGGGCGAAUGAACCAAGUUUCGCCAUGCUGGAUGAUGAAAUGGAUUCCCAUCCCAAAGUCUGAGAUGGAUUGCAUAUACAGUGUGCAGUCCCAGAGCCUCCUAAAAUUCUAGCCAUUUGUCACACAACCACAGCAAGAAACGUGUUCUAUAUCUAGAGUGUGCCCAUCUGUGUUUAGUACACAUGCAUGCAUACACACCCAUACAAACAUCUGUGUGAGGGCAGUUCUGGAGAUGAGCAGAGAGAGACCGGAAUAAACUCAAUCUUUUCUUUCCCAAGCUCCUAGCCAACACUAUCCUUGGGAGAAAGAAAUUUGCAGAAACUGCUAAGACCAAGUGUGGAGAUGUCAAGCUAGUUCACACUCUGAGGCUCAGAAUAUGUAGGACAUGCACAAUUGUGCAGUCCUUUGGGAUUGGAAGUGAAACAGUCUGUGAUCCCCUACCUUCUAGGGAACUAGGACCUAGGAAGAGGUAAAGAUUAUCAGGUAUGCAAAGCGCCCCAAUUCUUCUGCUGCCAUGGGGGAUUUUACCCCAACUCCAGGGUUCGAGGCCAAUCUGAGAAUGGCUUAGGAUUGCAAUGUCAAGGUAUUAUAUCAGCCCCUUGCUUGAGGCUUGAGGUCAUAAUAUCCCUCUAGGACUUACCUGUUCCCCCAGAUCUUGCCUUGGGACCACAUUUGCUGCUACUUUUCCUGCUGCUCUAUCCUAUACAUUGAAUAAUCCAAGAUGGUAGAACUAGGUUAGGAAAAAUUCCACACAACCAAACAGUCUGCCUUAAAAGUGACCCACAUUUUUCCAUAGCUCCUCACUUUUUAGCCCUUCUGCAAGAGAAAAACCCUCAUGGGUCCACAUGGUGAGAAGUUAAGUUUCCUGUAAGUGGGCCUCUCACCCUGGAAAGGAGUUGAGGGACAUCAGAUGCUGGAACCCUCACUGAAAGUCCAGAAUGUCUAAGCCAGUGUUAGAUUUUGUAAACAAGUGGAACAGUGUUAAAUUUCUAUGAUGUUGGAGCCAUCCAGAGACUACUGGAAUUGUCGAGACUUUUGGAUUAUUAUCCUUAUCCUUAUCCUAAUCUUCCUAGCCCUUCAGGCUAGAGUAGGCUUUGAUCCUGAGAACCUUGCUGUUGCUCUGAGGAGAUAUAAUUCUGGGAGAAAGAAUCUUUUAUAAGAACAGUACAGAUUGUUCUCAAGAGGGCCAUCAGAAGGAAGCCAAAGAGUUCACAGCCUCAGCACCAACAACUCAACAUGGUCAUCAUGUUUUCUAUAUGGUUUUUCCAGCUAGCAGUACUCCCUUCCAUACCUGUGACUGGGCAGUGCUUUUCUCUCUCCCAUGUCUAGCCUCCAAAAGUUAAGUGAAAAUUAGUCAACUGCACGUGGAAGCCCCCACCACUUUGGGGAUCUCUUUAUUUCUUUUCAGCCAGGGACCUGUCCACUCCCUUUGAAUUAAUAUGGGAAGAAAUUAAUACAGGAUGAACUGGAGAGAAGGGUUGAGUGUGGCAUACUUUCUGAAACCUGGAGCUGGGAAUUGCGGAGAAGGGAAGGUCUAGACUAGUUACAUCACAUAGGGAUUACUGUAAAUCAAGUCAUCUCAAGUCUAGUGAAGACAGCCAACAGAAACAAAACCUAGCAUAGGGAUAGAAAAUACCAUGCACGUGUGCAGCCCCACCUAAUUCCUGCAUCCAAGGCAGGUGUUGUUAAUCUAUCAUAGCACUUAAAAAAAAAAAAAAAAAGAGACCAAAAAUAACUUUAGGAACCACCAUAUUAUAUCACUCCCAAUAGCACUGACCUGGUGAUCAAAAACACUUGAGAAGACAUCUAUUGGCCAUCUCUGGCCAAUUACACUAAGAAACAUAUCAAGGUGCUUUUGGCACAGGUGCCCACAAAUACGGAUGCAGUGCUGAGAUAGUUUAUGAGACUUGUACCAUUUCACAAACUCUGAAAUUGGGUUCCAUAUUGGCAAGGCUGCCACAGUUGUUAAGAAUAAUCCUCUAUGUUUCUUCCUCACAAAACCAUAUCUCAUUUAUAUCCAGACCAUUACUUCACUAUAAUUACAAGGACAAAUUAUUAGCAAGAAAUAAGAAUAGUAUUAGAAGAAUUGAUCCUAUUUUGAACCCCUCUCCAGUAUCUUCACACUCUUGUCAACUCUCCAGGCCUCUCUCUUGCCCUGAGUUAUCAGCCUGUGUGGUGUUAACUACCUUAGAAGGUACAAGCUAAGAAAUGUAACAGUAUCAACCCUCCCAGUUGCUUAAUUAUACCCAUAGGUAAUACAAAAAGCUCUGAAGACCCAAAGAUGACAUUACUAAUGAUGUGAUUUCAGGAGCCACAGAAGAACCUUACCAGCUUCCCUCAAAUCAGUCCUUAUCCUCUUUCUAUCUUCACUCCCAUCAUCAUCUAUUUUCACACUAUCCAGCUAAGCAAAGAUUCCUGGAGGCUGACUUGUAUCUUCAGACUCACAGAGUGAAUUCAGCUCUUCUGAAUCAAGACCCACCCAGUCUCUUUCAUUCAGACCUGUUGCUAACAAAUUUAUAUUUGCCAAGGAUAUUAGGCAAAAGAGGCUACUUGAUUGGUGGCCAACCUCGUGCCCACAUGGAAGGUAUCUUUAAUAGGGUCUUUUCAAACCUUAGUGGAGGAGGGUCAGCUCAAUUUGGGCAAUGCAUUUGUUCCCAGUUUCAUUUUCUUCCUGGGAAUUAACUCGUCAUUUCAUUCCUUCAGUCAUCUUCUGUGUAGGUGACCGGAGCACUGAGAGGCAGCUCUGAUGCACUAUUGUGUGUCAGCAGCUCAAAGGCCCUAAAACACUGAAGGUUCUGCAUCUGAAGUAUUAGAUUGUUAGCAGCAAAAUAUGAAAGAUGAGGUGGACAGUCCUCUAAGCCCUAUUUAGGGAAGCUUUUCCAAGCCACAAUCUUAACUACCUACCCAAAGGAUUUGCAUUACCCCCAGAUUCUGUGCCAACAACCUUUUAAGGAAAUACAGUCCUUGGGAAAUGAGUUUUGAUGGUGAAUUGGGGUGUUAAGGAAGGGAAAGAUUGUCAUAGAUGGUAGGGCUUUGAAAAUGCAGGGUAUCAGCUGCCACUCCUGGCUUCAACACAUUGAGUCACUGCCUAGACGGUUCUCUUGGUCUUAUUCCCAUCCUGGCCAAUGCUUAAAUACUAUUUGUUGAAAAUAAUUCUUUGAGACAGAUUUCAGCUACCUCCCUUCCAGGUUCGAUUUAACUUGGUUGUAAUUGUCAAUUUGUUGUUAUAGGUCUUACCUGUGUGAAAGAAAGAAAAAGAAAGAAAGAAAGAAAGAGAAAGGAAAUUAUAAGGUCAAGUUAACAGUUUUGAGGUUUUGUGUUUUUUUCUGGAACUACUUCAAGUGAGAAAAUAAAAAAAAAUGGUGACAAAGCUGUACAGAUAGAGAUAAUAGAAGACAAAGAGAUUAAAAGGAAAUAAAAAUGCAUGAUUAAAAACUAAGAAUAAAAAACCUAUUUUUAUGUUUCCUAAAGGAAAUUGUUUAUUCUACAGCCUCAGUAGGUAGACACAAACAUAAAGAUUUCCCUAGAAGACAUAGAGUGGGAUUUGAUAACACUGUCUGUUAUUUUCUGUACAUUGUGGUAGGUCCAGGAAAUAUGACAUUUUCCCCCUUGAUGUGUUAUUGUUGUUGUUGGGUGGGGUGGGCAUUUUGUUUAUUUGUUUGGUGGCAAUCAGUGGUAGUAGGGAGUGGGAGGGCUUAUAUUGGUUUUUCCAGCUAUUAAGGGGACAUAUUGUGUCGUUGUGCUUUUCACGUUAUAAAAUGUUUAUAUUUACCAGUACAGCACUGGGCUUUAUAAAGACUGCACUCAGAACCACACUGCACAGUCCAGUUUUUUAAAAAGCUGCUACAUGACAGACAGGUAAUCCCACUGAGUGAGUUUUGAGAAACAAAUCAAACGAAGUAAACAAGAAACAUAAAAACCAAAUAGCAAAUGAAUAAAAGCCUGUUCUUGUAACUUAUUCAACUUUUGCCAAAUUCCUACCAAUCACUUGCUUUUUAAAAGAAAUGUAUAAUAGCCAAAAGAGAAAUUAUGUCCCUGUUGUACAGAAGUUAGAAUUUUUGACUCCAGGCAGCAGUUUGCUCAGUGAUCUUGAACAAGUUAUCCAAUUGCCUCUACAUUUGCAUCAGUUUCUCUAGCUGCAAAAUGGGGAUAAUACUAUAUACCUACCUCACAGUGGGAGGGCAGGAGAUUUUGAGGCCCUGAGGUUUUAGGUGGGCUGUGAGGGCCAACGCUUGACACAAAGUCCAUGGGUUAUUAUUCAAGAAUGCACAGGCCCAUCGGCCUUUUAGAAAGACAAGACAGGGAGUGCUUGUUUGAUAUUUCAAGGAAUAAAGCCGGAGCUCCUGAAUUGUAGUCCACCUUAAAAGAGAGACCUGUAUUGGAGAAUAUUUUAUUUUUUUGGCAAAUUUGAUCUUACCCUUUACCAGUUCUAUAAUUUGGUUAAAAGCUGAUUAUGUCCUACAAUGUCAAAGUCAGCUAACUGUCGUCUACUUAAGACUUCUGGUCAUUUCCAACUUAUAGAGGAAGGGAGUCUCUAAAAUCUCUUCUUCAGAAGGCACCUCACUUCUCAGACUUAAAAUUCCACAUCAAGUGUUCCAUUAAAAGAAGAUAAGGCAUUCUGAGUGCAAACAAAUGGGGGCUUCUUAAACUACACACCAGCAGUCAGUGAGGAAAACUUUGAACAAUUAUUGAGUUGCUUUCUUGGGUCUCUAUAAUCAAUAACCUGUCUGCAGAUAUCUAUCUAUAUAAAGAUAUUAUAUAUAAAUAUAAAUUUACAUAUAUAUGCACAUGUAUAUAUAGUUGUACAUAUAUGUGUGUAUAUAUAUACUUAAAUGUAAUAUUUACAAAAUAAAACUGUGAUCUCGUCUAGAGAAAAUGUAUUCAUAUUACAAACUGCUCUUCCAUAUUUAUGUACCAUAUUAUACCUUUUUAUUAUUGUUAUAAUUAUUAUGGGUAUUUCUAAUUAAUAUGAUGUUGAAACCUGUUUGGCACCUUCUGGAAGCUACCAAAAAAAUGACACUCCAUUGAAGUGCUUAAAAGCUGUUCUCAUAAGAAUUCUUCUGGCCUAUUGUAAAAAAGAAAAAAAAAAAGAAAAAGAAGAAAGACACAAAGAAAAUAAUCUAAACACCAAAAACUAAACACAAUUCCAAUCCUUUUUCUGUACCUCACGCGCAUAAAUUUGCUGCUCCUAUUUUUUUUUCUGUUUAUGUGUUUUUAUGGAUCUAAGUUAAAUCUUUUGGCAAUAUAUAAAAAUGUAAAUAGUAAACUUUAUUUAUUAAGAAUGUCAUCUUUUUUAAUUUAUAUUUACACAAUUGUUCAUCUAAUUUAUUUUUUCUAUACAGUUUUAAAUACUCAGACAUAUUUUGCUGUUCAUGAUAUUUUUAUCCUGUUCUCAUGGAUUUGUUUUCCCAUACUGUUUUCUCUGAUCUCAAUUACAGGUUGGAUCUCACAAAUAAUAAUGUCAGAGACAGAAAUAUUUUGCCACUGUUGAUUACUAUACUUUAAAGUUCUAUAUUAUGAAAAUAUAUAAUAGCUUGUACGCUUCA
This is a messenger RNA of Homo sapiens (human), 10971 nucleotides long. RefSeq names its product pappalysin 1 (gene PAPPA). Gene Ontology annotation, cellular component: extracellular region. The coding region runs from base 383 to 5266 and encodes 1627 amino acids. The transcript has 22 exons. Gene Ontology annotation, molecular function: metallopeptidase activity; endopeptidase activity; metalloendopeptidase activity. Lineage: Eukaryota; Metazoa; Chordata; Mammalia; Primates; Hominidae. The record is from RefSeq and is marked reviewed.